Messenger RNA from Paramuricea clavata, 1113 nucleotides. The record is from the annotation of a GenBank genome assembly. NCBI's taxonomy places the organism in Eukaryota, Metazoa, Cnidaria, Anthozoa, Malacalcyonacea, Plexauridae.
AUGGACGAGGAAGAAGAAGCAAUAAGAUAUUAUUUCAGAAGAAAUUACGACUAUAAUGCGAUAUUAGAGUUUUUAGACAAAUACCAUGACAUAAGGAUGUCGAAACGGACUCUCUUAAACCGUUUAAGAGAUUAUGGUUUGAACAGGCGAAAUCGCAACAUCGACGAAGAUCUCCUUCGCGAUCAUAUUAACAGGGAAUUACAAGGCUCUGGUAACCUACUUGGUUACCGAGCGAUGUGGCGGAGACUUCACUUGAAAUAUGACAUUAAUGUACCAAGGUCAGCGGUAGAAGAAUUAAUGAGAGAAAUUGAUCCCGAAGGUGUCAGAAGCCGAAAAGCCCACAGGCUUAAAAGAAGAAAGUACUCUAAUCUCAAACCUUAUGGGCUGCCUAUACACGGAUGUAUCGAUGGUUUUAGUCGACGUUUGAUAUGGCUGAAAGUGGAAAAGAGCAAUAAUGAUCCUCGAGUAAUCGCAAACUUAUUCAAAAACGCUAUCAUUGAGAUAGAAGGUUGCCCAACACUCCUGCGUACUGACCGAGGGACAGAAAAUGCAAUCGUCUCGUCAGCCCAAUGUUUCUUUAGAAGAAAUGGAACCGAUUCUCUUGCUGGUUUGAAAGCCCACCGCUUUGGCUCUUCUCAUAGCAACCAGCGCAUCGAGGCUUGGUGGGCAUUUCUAAGACGAACAUGGAGUACUUGGUGGAUGAAUUUCUUCAAAGACAUGAUACAUGAAGGCCACCUCGAUGCAAGUAAUAAAUUACAUCUUGAAUGUAUCUGGUUCUGCUUUAAGAAUCUCAUACAAAACGAAUUAAACGGCGUUAUGGAAGAGUGGAAUAAUCAUUACAUUCGUAAGUCUCGAUUUCAAACGGCCUCAGGCAUCCCAAACAAUCUCUUUUUCCUACCUGAAAGUGUCGGUGCCACAGACCGCAAACAUCCAUAUAACCGGGAAGAUAUGGAGGAAAUCAAUAAUGAACUCCGUAUACCUGCAGAGAAUGAUGAUUCCUUGAUUUAUCAGGAAUAUUUUUCUUAUGUCAGUCAAAUUAUUAGACUUGGUGAACCAAGUUCUGCGAGGGAAGCACUAACUUUAUAUUGUAGACUUUUGGUUGCUGCUCAAUAA